Molecule: messenger RNA, 3261 nt
Organism: Strongyloides ratti
Lineage: Eukaryota; Metazoa; Nematoda; Chromadorea; Rhabditida; Strongyloididae
Product: Atrial natriuretic peptide receptor 1
Exons: 5
Coding region: 1-3261 (1086 amino acids)
Biological process (GO): intracellular signal transduction; protein phosphorylation; receptor guanylyl cyclase signaling pathway
Molecular function (GO): ATP binding; guanylate cyclase activity; protein kinase activity
Source: RefSeq, a predicted model, not a curated record
AUGAUUCCUAAUAUUUUUAUAUUACUAUUAUUUUCUUAUGGUAGUUUGCAACAAAAUAAUACUACUUCAUUAGGUAGUGUUAAAGUUGCUAUUGUACUUCCUAAUGCUAGUGCUGAUCUUAUUUAUUGGCAAGGAUAUCCUAAUUCAGCUGCUGCUGUAACAGAAGCUUUACGAUAUGCUAGAAAAAAUAAUACUAUAUUGGAACAAGUUUAUUUUAAUUUUACAUGGACUAUGAAUGAAUGUGUUGCAUCAAAUGCUGCUGGUCAACUUUUUCAAUUGAUAAAUGAACAAAAAAUUGAUGUAUUAUUUGGACCACCAUGUUUAGCUACAGCUAAUGUUGCAAUGAAUAUUGCUACAUAUUAUAAUACACCUUUAUAUCUUUUUGGUACAAGUUCUUUAGGAGAAGUUACUGAUAUUGCAUCUUAUGCUGUUGUUACAUCAGUUAUGCCAUCAUAUUCUGAUUUUGUUUUUGGAUUAGGAAGAUUAUUGGCAAAAUUUCAAUGGUAUACAAUAUCAAUAGUAGUAUCUGAAUCAAGUGUAAAAUUAAAUCGUUGUCGAAUUUUGUAUGAUCUUAUUGAUGAUAUAAUAGGUAAAGGAUUUGAAGAAAUUAAUAUUGCUUAUCAAAGAAAUAUAGUAAAUUUUUCACCUGAAAAUUUAAAAAAAGUUACUGAUGAAAUUAAAAAAAUUUCACGUAUUAUUGUUGUUUGUAUGGAUGAAAUUGACAAAUUAAGAACAUUUAUGUUAGCUGCUUAUGAUAAUCAUAUGAAUACAUCUGAUUAUGUAUAUAUUAAUUGUGAUGUUGAUAUGGAUAUUUAUAUAAAUGAAGAAAAUAAAAAUGCAUUAAAAGAUUAUAAAAUACCACCAGAUGGAAGAGAUGAAGAAGCUAUUAGUAUGUAUAAAUGGAUGUUUCAUUUACAUUUUUCUGCUCUAGGUGGAAUGUCAACAGAAUAUAAUAAUUUAAGAGUUAGUAUUCCUAAAUUAAUGAAACAACCACCAUUUAAUUGUACCGUUGAAUGUGAAAAGUAUAAUACUUCAAGUGCUUAUGCACCAUAUCUUUUUGAUUCUGCUUAUCUAUAUUUUAUAUCAUUAGGUUUAGCUAUGAAUAGUAUCAAUGGUAUACCAAAUGCAACAGAAAUUGCUGAAAAUGGAACAUUAAUAACAUCUUUUUCUCAUGGUGUUUUUAAUGGUAUUACUGGUGCAUUUCAAAUAUCAAAAAAUUUAACAAGAGAUUCUAGAUUAUCAUUUGGUACUUAUUAUAAUAGUGGUAUUAAUGUUACAAGAUGGAUUUAUAUGUUAAUCAUUGGUAAUAAUGCUGAAUUUAAUAUUUCAUAUAUAGAUCCAGCAACAACAGUAUUUGCUGUUAGAGAUGGUGUCAUACCAACAAAUGUUCCUAGAUGUGGUUAUCAAAAUGAAUUUUGUCAACCAUCUUUUAUUGAACAAACACCUGUUGGAUUUGCUUUUAUUAUUAUUGGAGCACUUAUAAUUAUAUUUUUUAUAAUUUUUCUUAUGUUAUAUCUUUAUUAUACAAAAAGGAAAGAUGAAGAAAAACAAAAUGAACUAUGGAGAAUGUAUUAUGGUAGUGUUAUAAAAUAUUCUGAAUAUAAAGGUAGUAUUAUUCAAUUACAAUCAAAAAGAUCAUUAUUAUCAACAAGUCAAGCAUCAACUAAACAUUCAUUUAAAGAUAAAACUGAUGGUAAACAUAUACUUUAUAUUCUUCAUACAGAACCAAUUAUGGGAAGAAUUCAUGAUGUACAGUAUAUUUUAAAAAAAAAAGACAUGCAACAUUUAAGGCAAAUGAGAAUGUUAGAAAAUGAAAAUAUUAAUAAAUUUAUUGGUUUUUGUCUUGAUGGUCCAACAUUAAUAUCAUUUUGGAAAUAUUGUAGUAGAUUAAGUUUUGUAGAUAUAUUAACAAAUGAAAAUUUAAAUAUUAGUAUGGAUGGAUUUUUUAUAUAUUCAUUAAUAAAAGAUACAGUUGAAGGUCUUAAUGCUAUACAUAAUUCACCUAUUGAAAUACAUGGUAAUUUAUCUUCUAAAAAUUGUUUAGUUGAUGAAAGAUGGCAAGUAAAAUUAUCAGAUUUUGGUUUACCAUUUAUAAGAUGUCAUGAAAAACAAAAAGUUGAAGAUCAAAUAUGGACAGCACCAGAAGUUUUAAGAGAAGAAGUAUUAGGACCAACAAAAUCUAGUGAUAUUUAUUCUCUUGGAAUUGUUCUUGCUGAUGUUAUUAAUAAAAAUAUUUCAUUUGAAAAUUCAGAAAUUAAAGGUGGUGCUGAUGAAAUUAUUUAUAUGUUAAAGAAAAAAAGAACAGUACCAUUAAGACCAAUUUUGAAACCUGCUGUUGAAGAUAUCACUCCAGCUCUUAUUCAUCUUGUUAAAGAUAUGUGGUGUGAAGAACCAAAUGAACGACCUAAAUCUGGUGUUGUAAAAAAAUUAAUAAAAGAAAUGAAUCCAGGUAAAAGUAAUAAUCUUAUGGAUCAUGUUUAUGGGAUACUAGAAAAUUAUGCUGCUAAUUUAGAAGAAGAGAUACAGGAAAGAACAAAAGAAUUGGUUGAAGAGAAAAAAAAGGCUGAUUUAUUAUUAUCAAGAAUGUUACCAAAACAAGUAGCUGAAAAAUUAAAACUUGGUCAAACUGUUCUUCCAGAACAAUUUGAUUCAGUAACAAUAUUUUUUUCAGAUGUUGUUUCAUUUACAACUCUUGCUUCUAAAUGUACACCAAUGCAAGUAGUUAGUCUAUUAAAUAAUCUAUAUACAACAUUUGAUUCUAUUAUUAAUGAACAUGAUGUUUAUAAAGUUGAAACUAUUGGUGAUGGAUAUUUAUGUGUUUCAGGUUUACCACAUCGAAAUGGUGUAUUACAUGUUAAAGAAAUUGCUUUAUUAAGUAUAUCUUUAAUAAAAAGUUUAACAAAUUUUUCAAUACCUCAUUUACCAAAUGAAAAAAUUAAAAUUAGAAUUGGAAUUCAUUCAGGAUCAUGUGUUGCUGGUGUUGUUGGUUUAACAAUGCCAAGAUAUUGUCUUUUUGGUGAUACUGUAAAUACAGCUAGUAGAAUGGAAAGUAAUGGUAAACCAAAUCAUAUUCAUAUGUCAUAUGAUGCUCAUAAACUUUUAACAGAAAAAAUUGGUGGUUUUGUUACAGAACCACGUGGUGAAGUACUUAUAAAAGGAAAAGGUGUUAUGGAAACAUUUUGGUUAAUUGGAAAAGUAGGGGAAGAACCAGCAGAUCCAAAUAGUGGAAUGUAUUCUGAUUAUAAAAAAGACUCAAAUUAA